UGUCUUUCUUCUUUACUGACAAAAUUGGUGAAGCUGAAGGACUACAGCUAGGUUGUAUAACUCCAUUCUGCAAAAUUUCUUUUACCAUAUUUUCAAUUUUUUUCCUUAUGUAAGAAAGAACUCCUAUAAGGCCUUAUAUUUACUGGCUUAGCAACUGGAAUGAGAGGGAUUCUGUGGUCUAUAGAUCUCUUUGAUGGUAAGUGUUUAGUUUCUUGGAACACUGCCUGGUAUUCCUUUAGUAUAGCCUCUACUUCAACCACUGUUAUUCUCUGGUUCCUCUCUUCUUGAACUUCUAAGGAAAAGAACUGACCAAUGUAACCAUAAACAACCUCCUUAAAACUCUUAUGUAUCUUUAUAAUCGAUACCAUUUAUAAACCGGCAUCCUCUACAAUUCCUUUUAACUCGAUCAUCCUUCCAUCCUUCUUAAAAGACAGUUUCAUCUUGUAAAAGUCAAAUAAUAUUGGUGAGAAUAUCCUCAAGCAAUCAACUCCCAAUACUAUAUCACACCUUCUCAACUUUAAUAACCUCAAAUUAGCUAGAAAUUCAUGCCCCUAUAUGAACCACUUGAAUUUUAGGUCAUAGGCAUCACAUUUCAUAAUGUUACCAUUAGCCACUAUGACUGUCAGAACUGUGGUUUUAACAAUGACAGCUUUGAGUCCUUUAAUCACCUUCUCAUCUAUGAAACUAUGAGUGCUUCCACUAUCAAUUAAGAUGAUCAAAUCCCUUCCCUGACAACACCCUCUAAUCAAAAUGGUGCUAUAGGCAUAACAAUCAGCAAAGGCAUUCAGUGACAUCCCAUACUCUUCAUUUCUGAUAUCUUUCAUUACAUCCACUCCAUCCUCUUCUUCUGCUUCUAAGAAUUCCUCCUUUUCAUCCCCCCUUCCCUCAAUCAAAUGAAUCCCUUUAACACUACAUUUAUGUUCAGGUACAAAUUUAUCACCAUAUUUAGAGCAUAAUUCAAGUUUCCUUCUCUGUUUAUAAAUUGUAUUUGUAGAUCUUUACACUUCUGUUAAAUUGUGCAUGAAGUGUGUUAUGUUAGGUUCUAUGUAUAGAAGAGGAGCUACUAAAGUACACAGUGGGGGUGAAAAUUUUAAGACUUAAGGACAGGAUCCAAAGACCAUCUGCAGAUUAGCUGUGGAAAACUCUAAUUUUCUUACUGCAAGUAAUUCAGAAUCACGAGUUUCACAAGAAACAACUUUAAAUGGCGUGUGAUUUAGGAAAGGAUUUUGUUCCCUCACCUUUAACUAUGCCAUUGUACUGUGUCCUAACUUUACACUGUAAUCCUAUCCAUGCAUGUUCAUAUCUUGCACAGCACUACUGAAUCAAGAAAUUACUUUCCUUGUUCCAUUUGUAUUCGUCCUCGUACAUAUUCCGAUUUCUUGAAGCAAUUCUUCAACUUUCUUAGUUGCAAAUUCUAGGCUAAACCAUUAUUUGUCAUACUAAUAAAUCCUUGACUUGUUCAAAAGAAGCUUAAUUAAUGAAUGGAAGCUAGAUAACAAAAGGGUAGGCAGAAAAGCAAAAGGGAAAAAACAAAGAAGCUGAGACUCAAGUAAAGUUUUGCAGUGGAUAGAACUUUGAACUACGAUAUGGAUUACGACCAAAGAUCAGAGGCUCUCUCUGGCCCUCACUGGAAGGCUGAUGGCUCUUCAAUAUCGUCAGAUAAAGCAUGUCCUGCAACAUGCAGAGUGCCAGCAAAGGCUCUAAAUAUUACAUGGGGCAAUGAUCCCCGGUUUUGGCAAUGGAUCAAACUUUCAGAAGUGGAAACAAGGUCAGUUGGUUUCGACGAAGGUGCAAGGCUCCUUCAAGUUAACUGGAUUGAGGUCACUGGGAAAUUGCCCACAACUAUGUUCAAUGUUGCUUCAACUACAAAAUACGAAGUAUAUUAUGUCAUGAAAUUUCAGGUUGAUGCAUUUGGUUGGCAUUCUGUUCCAAUCAAGUUCAAGGUAAGACUCAAUGGACAAGAGACGGUGAAAAACUUUGUACUUGAGUCUUACAAGGAGAAACAUGAUGUGUGGCAAGAGAUUUGCGGUGGCGAAUUUACAGUUUCAAAGAAUGCAGCUGGAGUUGUAGAAUUUGGUAUGUUUGAAGUUAAAAGUGAGUGGUGGAAGGGUAGCGUGGUUCUUGCAGGUAUCAAGAUUAGGCCAAAAGAAGGUUAAUAGGGGGGGGAUUUUUUUUUUUUUUUUAAGAGUUCUAAAUCUGGAAAUUUAGGCUAAUUUUGUGUUUUUCUUUUAUUUUCUUUUUGAUGAGCUGUGUUGUUUGACAACAAACAAUAAAAUGAAAAUGACUCUUAUCGGUGUCAAGUCCUGUGAUAAGGAUUUGGCAGGCAGAACAAGCUCCAUAUUGCAUAAAAGUAAUCCAGGAUUCUCUUUUUAUA
Populus nigra (black poplar) is the source of this 2374-nucleotide messenger RNA. Its product is annotated as protein PHLOEM PROTEIN 2-LIKE A1-like. NCBI's taxonomy places the organism in Eukaryota, Viridiplantae, Streptophyta, Magnoliopsida, Malpighiales, Salicaceae. The transcript has 4 exons. Bases 1587 to 2156 code for a protein of 189 amino acids. The record is from RefSeq and is a predicted model, not a curated record.